GACAUCGCAGCUAGCAGAGGUUUCUCGUCUGGUCGUGGUUGGUGCUGCAGUCCAAGUACGGCGAGCCGAAGGAAUGCAAAAUUUUGGAGCACUUUCAAGCAAGUUUUCGAGUAACAGCUCCUGUUCGGGCUCCCACAGUGUAUGAUAGCCCGAUAUCGUUUUGGUUUAAACAUAUCCGACUUUUGGUAAAGGCCCGAAAUGUCGAUAUUUACGCCCACCAACCAGAUACGGUUGACUAACGUCGCCGUGGUUCGCAUGAAGAAGGGCGGUAAGCGCUUCGAAAUUGCCUGCUACAAGAACAAGGUCGUGGCUUGGAGGAACGGCGUGGAGAAAGACAUCGACGAAGUUCUCCAGAUGCACACAGUGUACACGAACGUCUCCAAGGGCCAAGCAGCCAAGAAAGAGGAUCUCAUCAAGUGCUUUGGUACAGACGACCAGACCAAGAUUUGUAAAGAGAUCCUGACCAAGGGCGAGCUCCAGGUCUCAGAGAAGGAACGCCACAGCCAGCUGGAAUCUAGCUUUCGGGACAUUGCCACCCUGGUGGCCGACAUGUGCAUCAACCCGGAGACCAAAAGGCCCUACCCUGUCAGCAUUGUCGAAAGGUCCAUGAAGGAGGCACACUUCUCGGUGCGGCCCAACAAGAACACCAAGCAGCAGGCUCUAGAGGCCAUCCGUCAGCUGAAGGAAGUGAUGCCUCUGGAGCGGUCACAGAUGAAGCUACGGGUGGUGUUGCCUCAUGGCAAGAACGUGCGACCACGCCUGGAAGCACUCGCCUCAUCUGUCGAGAUGGCCACCAUUCACGGAGACACGGGCACACUCGAGAUGGUGCUCCUGACAGACCCGGGCAACUUCAGGCAAGUGGACGAGCUUGUGAGCAAGGAGAGCAGAGGUCGUGGUCAGCUGGAGGUCAUCAGCCUCAAGGAGAUCCAGGAAGGAGACGAGCUGCUCGAGUGAUCACCUCACAACAUCGUCAGCCGCAGUCCGUGCAUCACAUUUACUGAGGUGUGCCCUUCAGUGACCAUAACUGCAUCGUUAAGACUGGUACCUGGUGUUGUGGCCGAGGCUAAAUGAUUAGAAGAAACUUUUAAACGUUGUUGCAUGUUGAUUGUAUUCAAAUUAGUUGCUUGGUGAUCAUGCCAGUAUAGAGACAUGCUCGGAAAUGGGGCAUUUUUCUUGAGUGUAGGUGUGGUGUGGCGGGGCAUGUCACGGUGGGGCAUAAAUGUAUUGUACGCAAAGGUGAUUUAGGUGAGGAGCAUGAAAAAAUGUAAAAAUUUUAAUGUUUUCUCACUGUGACGAAAACGAAUAAAAUUUUACAAAUCAGUGCA
This is a messenger RNA of Rhipicephalus microplus (southern cattle tick), 1325 nucleotides long. Its product is annotated as SBDS ribosome maturation factor. Gene Ontology annotation, biological process: ribosome biogenesis; cytosolic ribosome assembly. The record is from RefSeq and is a predicted model, not a curated record. NCBI's taxonomy places the organism in Eukaryota, Metazoa, Arthropoda, Arachnida, Ixodida, Ixodidae.